CCUUCAAUGCCGACAAGAAACCUAAGAGACGAAGAACCAGGCAUUGAGGAUGGCUUCCAUUCUUCGGGUGAAGCUACCUCAGCCCCGGAUAUCUUUAAGGCAAGCUCCGUUGCGGAGAUCAGGGCUGCCAUUACCGAUCUCAAUGAUCGCGAAGCUACAGUAACCGCCCGCCUCAACGCUUUAGUAGCCUCUCAAAAAGACCUUUCGAGGGAGCUCGGCAGGCUUGAUCUCCUUCGAGCAAAUCUUGGCUCACAAGCAGUCACAACCCGGUCCAUAAGCAAUGGAAUGCUCAAUGAUGCUGCCACGACGGCCAACCGCAUCUCCUCCGCCGUUCGCCGUUUAGAUCUUGAACAGUCGAGAGUUCAAGCAACCCUGAUUGUGGUGGAGCAGGUCGCCGAGCUCAAAGCAUGUGUUCUUGGGGUAGCUGGAUCUAUGGGAGCCGCGCAGGACUGGGAAACGGCAGCGUCAUACUUGAGCAGAGCUUCAAAAAUCCCACCAGAAAUCAUCUCCGGGGCGUUCGCGGAGGAGAUUGUUCCUACAGCAGAGGUUCCCGACCCCCCAAACGUGACACUUGAAUCAGCUGCCGAGUCUUUGUGCGGGCUCUUUGUCCGCGAGUUUGACAAAGCUUCGAAGGAGAAUGACGGUGCGAAGGUGACACGGUUCUUUAAGCUGUUUCCGCUCAUAGGUCGAUCUCAUGUGGGACUGGAUAUCUACGGGCAAUACGUUUGUCAAGGCGUAGCAUCGAGAGCUAGAGCGAAUUUGAACGCUGGGACCGGUGCAAACCAACGCACAGAAGGCUUCUUUUAUGCAAACGCUCUCACAAAACUUUUCGAACACAUUGCCCAGAUUAUUGAUGGUCAUGGGACUCUAGUCGAAAGACACUAUGGAUUGGGGAAGAUGGUCAAAGUCAUUGAACGCCUCCAGAUGGAGGCGGAUGUCCAAGGCGGCAUUAUAAUUGACACUUGGGGCGAUGAACGGAAUAUUGACAGGAAGCUCACCGACAUAAAAUCAUAUGCAUUUUCUUUUCUGGUGCAGAGUUUUCUUCCCGCUCAGCGGACUGCAUCCGGCGCCCAUCGCACCAACUCUCCCGCAGGACGGGAUGGGGUUGCGGGGCCGCGAACCAGCGAGGACGAGGGCGUGGAUAUGAAAGAGAUCGAUGCGCUGCUCAGCGAGACUGCGGUCAUGUUGGGUCGCUGGUCGUUAUACACCCGCUUUCUUGCUACUAAAUCUUUGAUUCCAGAAGUAGCCAUUAAUGAUUCCUCACCGUUGACCAUGCCGCAAUAUUUACUUGACUCAAACCUUUAUGCGAAAAUAUCCGACAGGUUGAUCAGCCCAUUCAAUCUAAUGACGACAUUUUUCUUUCGCCGUUCUGUUGAAAAAGCGUUUCAAAUUGAUGAAGCGCCGACCGACCUCACUCUCAAUCUGCAGAAGGCUCUCCCGUCAAACCCACCAUAUAUCACCUCCGUAGUUGAUGAUGUCAUGUACGUUGUCAACAAUGUUCUUCAGCGAUGUUUGGCAACUUCUCAAAGGGCUGUAAUUGCGAAUGUUUUGCCAGCCAUUUCUCGUGUCCUUGGUUCCGACUUUGUCGGCAUGAUUCAAAGGAAAAUGCGCGAUGAGUGUUAUCCAAAGGGCGCUGUGCAGGGGGCCUUACCGCCUGAGGACAAGAUUCUUGCAUUUCUUGUGCAAUUGAACAAUCUAGAUGUCGCUACAGACUACACCAAGCGCAUAGUUCAAUCCCGUUUAGAUAUUGCGCCACCUUCCGGCUCUCCAUCGCUAAACGGAGACGGAGCUGCAACAACGCUGGUCGAUCUCUUCCCCUUCAACCAGGACGGUGCUUUUGUCACAAGCGCUCUGCAUAGCCUCGAAGUGAGCUUCCACGGCAAGACAUAUGAGCUGAUAGGCGACGGCAUCAACGUCCUUUUUGGAAACGUUCUCAAGCCACGGCUCCGUCCCAUACUGGCGGAUUCCUUCAGAGACGUUGACUACCUCCUGACCUCUGAAGAAAUUUCUGCAGCUGAGGCGCACGAUGUGGACGGCGGCGAACUAUCCAUGGAAAACCCAUGGUCAGAGAACUACGUCAGGGAACGAUUCGCUCAAGGCUGGGAGGCUUUGACACAACCCUUUGCGCGCAUUCUUACCGCACGCAACAUCGACAAGCUACUGAACGUCACUGCUACAUACCUUAGCAGGCUUCUUGAGAAGCGCAUCUGGAGCUAUCAUGGCCGGAUAAAUGAACUGGGUGCAGUGCGACUUGAGCGUGAUAUUGCGAAUUUGGUGACCGUCGUUACAAGUGGCAGGUAUGCAUUGCGCGAUACAUUUACGAGGUGUACGCAAAUUUGUAUUGUCAUCAAUCUGGAAGAGGAAGAGUGGGAUGAACUUCAAUCCACGCCGCAGAAGGCAACGGAGGAAUUGGACAUCCAAUGGAGGCUCGAGGCAGACGAGAGGGAGCGAGCCAGAGCAAUGGUUCUCUACGGCCCUGCUGCGAGGUGAUAGCGCCUUUCCUCUAUUGAUGGCCGGCCGUAGCGAGAGAUACUGGUCAAUUGGCCUUUGUCAUGUUGGAACGUGCGACUAGAGCCCCCAUGUAUUAUACGUAUACCAUGAUUCAAACUCCGAGUAUGUCAAGGGAU
Molecule: messenger RNA, 2627 nt
Organism: Xylona heveae TC161
Lineage: Eukaryota; Fungi; Ascomycota; Xylonomycetes; Xylonales; Xylonaceae
Product: COG4-domain-containing protein
Exons: 2
Coding region: 7-2490 (827 amino acids)
Source: RefSeq, a predicted model, not a curated record